AUGAAAUUAUUUGGUUUUUCAGAUAAAGAUAAAAAAAAAGAAGAAGAAAAGAAUUCUAACAAGGGUAAUAACUCUGAAUAGGAUCAAGAAAUUUUAGAUUUUUAGGCAAUUAAAACAGGAGAAUAUAACCUUCACGUACUAAUACAAAAAACAAGAGGGCUAGUUAACUCUUCGGUUAAGAAUCAUACUAUUGAUCCUAUAAUAGAAAUUUAAGCGUUUGGUAAAAAGAAAUACUCUUAGAUAAAAAAGAAAGUUGGAAAUGAAGAUUAGGUAUGGGGAGAUCAUAUUUUUAUAGAACAUUUUGUGAAAUCAAAAGAAGAGAUAAACAAUGGCUUUAUCACUUUUUUGAUAAAAAAUCACCAUAGCUUACUAUAAGAUGAGAUAAUUGGAAAAUACUAACUAGAUUUAACCUAAAUAUAUCUUGAAAAAGAUCAUUUACUAGAACAUAAAUGGAUAGGAAUAACAAAUGUAGAUUAAGACUUUUCUAAAAUUAGAGGGUUUAUAAAAAUUAGUGCAAAAUUAAUACACCAAGAUGAUAAAAAUCAGAUUUAUUUGAAGGAAGAAACUGAUCAAGAAGAGAAAUAGCGAACAAAAUAAAAUAUUUUGAAAGUAUUAUUUUCUCCUUCAGUAUAACAGGAGUCGCAUAUCAUAAAGGUUAAAUUAUAUAGAGCUCUUAACUUAAAAAAAAUGGAUAUAAUUGGUCACAUUGAUCCAUACAUUGUUUUUGAAUAUGGAGGCAUAGAAUAUAAAACAAAAUGGAUUGAUAACAAUAAGAAUCCUGAAUGGUUUUUAGAUAUUUAACUACCUUUUUAUAUGCCAACUCUCAGUUAAUAUUUCUAUUUAAGAGUGUUUGAUUAUGAUAGAGGAACUACAGAUGAAUUAGUUAGUACUUGCAGAUUUAAAAUAAAUGAUAUAAUUGAAGGAAAAUAUAAAAAUGCAUUUUGGACUAAUCUUUAUGGCAGCUAAGAGAAAGUUAACAAUAAAGAAGAAAUGAGUGCCAUGGAUAAUCAUCCUAACAUUGCUUCUAAUUGGUGUGGAAGCUUGAUGAUUGCUUUAGAUUCUGAAAAAUCUAAAAAUCCUAUAAUAAAAGAAGAAUAAAUGGACCCUUUAUAUCGCAGAAUGUAUUAAGUGGUUUAGGUUGAAAAGCUUUCUCUAGUGUUAGAUGUUUUCUUUGGAAUCGAUCUUCCAUAUAACAAUGGAAAAUUUAAAAUUACAGUAAAAUGGGGACAUGCUUAAGCUGAAUCUAAAUAUGAUUUUGCUUAUAAUUGUAUGAUAAAUUGGAAUGAAAGAUUAAUUUUGAAGGAUGUAGAAUUUCCAAUCACAGAAUUCUAGCACAACAUCCCUGAUAUAUUUAUUUAUCUAACAAAUAAAGAAGAGGAGCACAUAGCAUACUGGAGAAAACCAUAUUAAUUUUACUUGAAUUAAGAAAGAAAGUAGAAGUAUGUAUAUUUUAAUCCUGACAGAGCUGUAUCUAAUCUUAGACAAGACUAAGCAGGAAUUUUAAAAGUUCACUGUAAAGUUGCUUAGACUGAAUAUCAUAUUCCUCCUAAUCCUUUUGUCGCUAAUCCUGAAGAUUUGUAAAUGAGUAAACUAGGAUCAAAAAGGCUGAUAUGUAAUUUAUAUUAAUGCUAAAAUUUAAUUCCAUCAAGUGAUUUUGGUAAUUGCAACCCUCUUCUUAGGGUAAGCUUUAUGGGUAUAACUGCACAUUACCCAGUCAGAUUAAAUACAUAAAGUCCUGUUUGGUAUCGAUCUAUGGAGAUUAAUGUUCCAUAUUUUUAUGAGUCUUAAGAGCAACCACCUAUCAUAAUUAGAGUGUUUGAUUAAAGUGAAUAUGGUUUAGGAGAAAAUUUUCUAGGGAAUACUAUUAUUGAUAUAAAUGAAGGAGUUAAAGAAAAAUAUAUAAGCUUUUCAAAAGAACCUGCUGAGCCAAAAUGGCUAGACCUUUAUUUCAAUAAAAAUACAGUUUCUGGUAAAGUAUUGAUAUCGUUCAAUGUUAUAGAUGAUGAUAGAUCUCCACUUACUCAAUUAAGGAUUAUGCCUGAACUUGAAACAUAUGAAAUUUCAAUAAAAAUAUUUGGUUUGAGAAAUCUUAAAUCUAGUGGUUUGAUGCCUGUAAAGAAGCCUUUUAUUAAAAUAAAUAGAAAUCAUUUAACAUAAGUUUAAAAGUACCUAAUGAAUAUGCCAGCACCUAAAUAAUAAACAAAAGCGCCUAUUUUUAACAAUCCUAUUAUAAAAUCUUAGACUUCAUAAACAUAGAUAAAAGCUUAACACAGCUAUAUUGAGUAAGAAGAAUAUAUUAUAGAAUCUCAUUCUGUCGGCGAGAAUCCUAACAUCAAUUAAAUUAUAGUUUUUCACUAAGAGUUACCAAAAAAUAGUUCUCUUGUGCCAACUUUAAGUUGUACAGUUCAUGAUAAAAUAUUUUAUGGUUUGUAUUAACCAUUAAUAGGAUAAUUCACUAUUGAUUUGCAACAAUAUAUAGAAAAAAAUAAAAAAUUACUUCAGAAAAGAAUUGAGAAAUCAUAAAGAUUUUUAGAAGAAAUGUCAAAAUAAGAAUCAAGCAUAAAAAUUGAAAUUACAGAUGUGACUGGUAAGCAAGAGGCGAGAGUAGUAAAAGAAGAUUUAAUAGAAAGCACAAACAAGAAACUUCGAGAAUAUAGAUAUUAACCUACAAUGAAGCUAAAAUAGAACUUUAUUCAGGAGGUUGUUUAUUCAGAAGAAAUUUUGCAAAAAAUAAAUCCCAGAAGCCAAAAAUAGAAAAUAAACACUGAUUUUACUAUAUUUUGGGCACGUUAUAAAGCUAUCAAAGAUAAAGAUAAUUAAAUAAAAGAAAUUUCACCUAUACCAAGCAAAGAAUACUACAUGCCUUUAUCAUAUGAUGGGAUAUAUUCAAAAUAGUAAUAUAUAAAAAACACAAAGAAAAAAGAAAGUGGUCUCUAAAAUGAAGAAGAAGAGGAUAGUGAAAUACAAAUUGAACAAUAUAAUCUUGACAAUACCUCAGCAUAUAAAUUUGCAUACUACAAAGGAAUAAGAAAACACUACAGGUAUUUUGUUAACGAUAAAUUAGAAGAUACUCGUUUUGUUAGAUAAGAUGGGGAUUAGAAGAUCAUUGAUGACAUCGAUAUUAUAUAUUAAAAAAGAUUUUCAGAAAGUGAUUUAUACACAGAUGCAGACCUCUUAGAAUAAAAUUUAAUUAAAGCAGGUACUUUUAAAGGCAUUAUUAAUGUUACAAAGUUAUCUGAUCUCGAUAAAAUUGCAUCAGCCUAUUAAAAAAAAUAAGAAUUAGUUGAAAAGGAUUUCUUAACUCAAAAAAAUGUUUUAGUGAGAGUAUACAUACUUGAGGCAGAGAAUCUACCAAAAACCGAUGUUAUUGGAUAUUGUGAUCCUUAUCUUGUAGUAAAAUUAGGUGAUUAAAUGCAAGAGAAUAAAAAAAGAUAUAAAUAAGAAGAUGCGAAUCCUUAGUUUUAUGAGAUGUUUUAGUUUAAAAGCACCCUUCCAGGAAAUCCUAUAUUAAAAAUUUAGUUGAUGGAUUAUGAUAAAUUUAAUGCAGAUGAUUUUAUGUGUGAGACUGUAAUUGAUCUUGAAGAAAGAUUCUACAGUAAUAGAUGGAGAAAAAUUAAGAAUCCUCCUAUUGAAAUUAGACCUCUCUACCAUCCAGCUAGUUCUAUUCCUAAAGGCUAAAUAAAAUUAUGGCUAGAAAUUAUACCAGAAACGGAUAUUAGUAGGAUAGGAACUAUAUAUCACAUAACACCUAAGCCAUCUGAAGAAUUUGAAUUGAGAUGUGUUAUUUGGAGUGCUCACAAUAUUCCUUAAAUUGAAGAUAAAAAAUCGACUGAUUUAUUUAUAAGAGCAAUUUUCGGAUAAUAAAUUUAAAUCACGGAUGUUCACAAAAAAUCAUAACAAAAUGCUAGUUUUAAUUGGAGAUUUAAAUUUCCUAUAACUUUACCAAGUAAAAACACAACCAUUACAUUCUAAGCUCUCGAUGAAGAUAUCUUUUCUUUAGAUGGAUAUAUUUGUUCUGGAGUUUUAGAUUUUACUAAAGAGGCUAAGAGAGCUUUUGAAAAUGAUGAGAGGGUGAAGAAGUAUGGUGAACAAUAAUUCUAUGAAUAAAAUGUAUUUAGUUUGUUCUACAAUUAAGAAAACUCAAAAGAAAAAUUUGAAAUUCCAAUGACUGUAGAUAAUGAUUAAGUUUCUCACAAGGUGACCUCCAAAAAGCCUUAUCUCUUAGGAACAUUUGAAAUUGUUCCUAAAAAAAUAGCAAUUGAAUAACAUGUUGGAAUAGGUAGAAGUGAGCCUAAUCAUAGUCCUUUUUGCCCAGAACCUUAAGGAAGAAUACUGUGGUCAUGGAAUCCUAUUAAAUUAUAUAUUCAAACAUUUGCACCUAUGUGGAGAAAAAAAAUAAUUUACCUAGUAAUUCUUUUCUUUAUAUUAGAAAUUAUCAUUUUAACUAUCCCUGCAUACAUAGGAAGUUAUUUUGGAACAUCUAAGUAUAUGGGAACAGGUAAAAGCUGA
Tetrahymena thermophila SB210 is the source of this 4509-nucleotide messenger RNA. RefSeq names its product C2 domain protein. Gene Ontology annotation, biological process: plasma membrane organization. The transcript is spliced from 19 exons. The record is from RefSeq and is a predicted model, not a curated record. NCBI's taxonomy places the organism in Eukaryota, Ciliophora, Oligohymenophorea, Hymenostomatida, Tetrahymenidae.